Lasiodiplodia theobromae is the source of this 1194-nucleotide messenger RNA. RefSeq names its product Integral membrane protein. The transcript is spliced from 3 exons. The coding region runs from base 1 to 1194 and encodes 397 amino acids. The record is from RefSeq and is a predicted model, not a curated record. Lineage: Eukaryota; Fungi; Ascomycota; Dothideomycetes; Botryosphaeriales; Botryosphaeriaceae.
AUGCUCGCCGCAGACAUUCAGCAGGCUCUUACAGAUGGCCGAAUACCCAAUGGCAUCUCCACUGAAUACCUCGCUGCCAGCAAAGAUUCCGGCGCCGAGGCUGGCAUCUUGGCCGUUCUCGCUCUUGCGUUGAUCAUAACAGCCUUGCGCCUCUACGCUCGAAUAUCUGAUCCACGAGGUCUGGUCCUUGAAGACUACUUGAUCAUAUUAACAGCUGCACAACUCAUCACCUUCGUCGGCCUCUGCCUCAAACUCCUCGCCCUCGGCUCCGGCAGACACAUCGAAUACAUCGAAUACGUACUUCCCCUUUCCACCGUCAACACGACUGAAGUCCUCGACUUCACCGCGCACAUCAUCUACACCACCGCCCUCUACACCUGCCGCAUGUCCGGCCUGAGCUUCUAUCGGCGGCUCUGCCUGCGGCAUGGCGUUCUCUCGCUUGCCGUCAACAUCUCCUUCGGCCUCAUCACAGCCGGCUUCGUCCCGCAGCUGUUCCUCAUAAUCUUCCACUGCACCCCCGUCACCGGCUUGUGGCCGUAUCCGUGGCAACCGGAGUAUGCGUCCGGCCGCUACCAUUGCAUUGACUGGGGCAUCGUCUACCUAACCAACUCGAUUGUCAGUCUCGUCAGCGACCUGAUUCUGUUCGUCAUCCCCAUCGCGCUGAUCGCCAUCUACCGCGGUUCGAUCAAGAAUAAAAUUAAACUCAGCGUCGUACUAAUCCCUGGUAUACUCGUCAUCGCCAUCUCCAUCACCCGCCUCGACCUCGUCCACCGCGGUUGGACCGACCAGGACCAGUCGUGGUCUUACGGGCCCAUGCUGGCCAUCGAGACGGCCGAGAUCGGCGGCACUAUGGUCGCGUUAUCGGCGCCCGCGCUGAAGGUGUUUUUCGGGCGUGUGUACCACGCCUCUACUUUCCACAGUUCGAGCAAAGACCGGGCGACUGGAAGGCGGACAAACGACUGUGGAUACGGAGCAGGGGUGCCGGGGGCAAGGGCACGGGAUGCGGGCACCGAGUUGGAGGGUUGGCAGCGUCGAGGUGUGGUAGGGAAUGAGACGGUUGUUGGGGCGAGCGCGGAGGAGUUGGACGGGGAGGAUGGGAGGGGGAGUGAGGAGGAUUUGCUGGUUGUGGGCGUGGGCGUGGGGAGUAAAGAUGGGGGUUUGAAGGUUUCCACAACGGUUAAAAUGAGGACGUAA